UCGAUGGCAGACGGACAGGUGUGCAGGCCAGAUGCAGGCUGGGAAUGGGCACCUACUGAAUUCAGCUCUGACAGUGACUCACUGUCCAGCCUCGGGCAUGUCACACCACCUCUCUGUACUUUGGUUUUACUGGCUGGAAAACAGGGAUUAGAAUACCUGCUGCGGAGCUGAGGACUGGUUACAUGUCUGCGAAACACCAUGAAGAUCAAAGGCAACUCGGCGUAUAUCAAUGCCGUCUGAUAGCCUGGAGCCUCGGGGGGACUUGCCAGCUCAAGCCGGCUUAUCCUAGGAGCGUCUUUGACACACUGAGCUGCAGAUGGCCUUGAAAUCUCACUGACGGGGGAAAUCGAGUCACACCAAAGCGGCCUCCUGCCCCUGCACGCUCGCUCUACGAGCCAUGGAGGCCACCGACGUGCCGGUGGGGAACCUCAUUGACUUUGAUUCCGAGCCCCCUGCCUCCGUCCCCGCUGAGACCCCUCCCUCCCCCCCUCAACCCUCCAGCGGCAAUGGGUUACUGGGGGACCCGGCAUCUGUAGGAGAGGAGAGCGACACCACGGAGUCGGCCGACAGUGAGAACGACAUGGGGGAUUCGCCCAGCCAUCACAGCUGGAACAACUACCGCCGCUCCUCCUCCAAUGAGUCCUUCUCGUCCAACCAGAGCACAGAGUCAGCCAAGGACGAGGUGAUGGUGGAGCGCCGGGAGUUCAUGAGGCAGUAUGUGGAGAAGAUCUUCAGUGGGGGGGAGGACCUGGACCAAGAAGAGAAGGCCAAGUUUGGGGAGCUGUGCAGCGGAGAGAACGGAAAAGGCAGGGAGUGGUUUGCAAGAUACGUCAGUGCUCAGCGCUGUAACUCCAAGUGCGUCUCGGAGCAGACUUUCUAUCGGCUGGUGCAGUCCUUCGCGGUGGUGCUGUUCGAGUGUCACCAGAUGGAUGACUUUGGUCCUGCCAAAAAUCUAAUGACCAUGUGUUUCACUUACUAUCAUAUCGGUAAAGCCCAGGCGCUGCCCUCAGAGGCUAAGGAGAAGCCCAUGGGGAGCAUCGACUCGUACCUGAAGUCGGCGAACAGCUGGCUGGCUGAGAAGAAAGACAUUGCCGAGCGACUCUUGAAGAACACGUCAGCGAAGACUGAGAAUGUGAAGGGCUUCUUCGGGGGGCUGGAAACCAAGCUCAAGGGACCCACGGGCAAGAAAAGCGAGGAAGGGGAAGACAAACCGAAGGAGAAGCUGCAGAAGACAGUUUCCUUGUACGGCCCCGAGGAGGAGGAAGAGGAGAAGAAGGGAGAGAAGAUCUAUUUAUAUAUGCACCUGAAGCAGCAGCCUAUCUGGCACACCCUGAGAUUUUGGAAUGCAGCCUUUUUCGAUGCUGUCCAUUGCGAGAGGAGGAAGAGAUCUCCCACCACCAGAGGGAACGCUGGAGAGGAAGAGGAAAAGAGGGAGAAGUGGUGUCACAUGACCCAGGAGGAGCGUGACGACAGCCUACGGUUUAACGAGAACAUCACUUUUGGGCAGCUUGGCACCUUCACUCACAACAUGUUGGCGUUCGGCCUGAGCAAGAAGCUCUGCAACGACUUCCUGAAGAAGCAGGCCGUGAUCGGCAACCUGGAUGAAGAGCAAAACAAGCUGCUUAGUGAUCACAUCGAGCAAAUGGCUGCCGAAUAGCCGUCUGGCCUGUGUCCGGCGUUUGGAGAGAGGCGCGGCAGUGGGUGUGGGUGCGGACUGGGAGGACUCCUCCUCCUCCAAGACCACCCACAACUGAAGAUGGGCUGCGUAAAACCACCGCAAUAAACCUGCAUGAUUGUCAGCAAACCUUAGAGCUGCGCUGUGCAGCCCGUAGAAAUAGGAGCUCAAACAAAACCAACCCUUUUCAGAUGCUCCUUCAUCCCUGAGCCCCGUCACAUUGUCCGAGUCGAAUAUUCCAAGAGGUGUUUUUGUCUGUAAAAUGGAGUAACUGCUCAAGAUCCCUGUGUGUUUAUGUGGGCUCGGGGAAGGGGCAGGAUUGCUGUAUCCCAGGCACCAAGGAGGUGCCUUGCACUGGCCAUGCUGCUGAAAACUUUGUUUCCUGAUGUGACUGCUUCAGUAGCCAACAGCUGAUGAGGUCAAGAGAUACUGUAGGCAGGGUGGGGGGUUGGAUGUAAAGGGUGGGAAUUAAAUGGUAGCACUAGGUGCUUGUUACUUUAGAAGGUUGGUACCCAGCGGCUAAUCCAGGUGAAAACAGGACUCUAAGCCCCCCAGCUCAGAGAUCAAGAGCUGUACCCUCCUUGUAGUGCGUUGUGCACUGAAAGCUUAUCCACGACAGCUGCACCCUGCGUUUUGCUCUGACAGAUUAGCAGCUGCUGCGAUAAGAACCAGCUUUGAGAUCAGAGCGAUCUGUCCCAUCAUCUGGUUUGACCUGCUGUUCUGCAGUGAGAUGGGCUGCCGCCCUUGCAGUUUGCACAGAAAGGAAAUGUUGAUUACUUCCAUUAUUGGGGCUAGAGAGGGAGAGAAUUCUUUAGUGACAAAAUCUGGGCAGAUGGGACCGCUCUGGGAGAGGGUAGGAGACUGAUCGUGGCGCCGCAGGUAGUCUGAUUUUGUGUCAAAAUGCAUUUCAUUUCUAUCUGAAAACGUCCCUCUUGGUCUGGGCAAUAAGCAGGCGUAGAGAAACUCAUGCAGAUCUUUCUGCUGCAGUCAGAGAAACGCAGUAUCUGGCUAACCAGCCCCCUCCUUCAAUACAAAGAUUCUUCCACGGUGACCCUUGGAGAACAUGAUUGUAUUUGCUUCAAGGGAAGCGGGUGAAGUUUGUACAUCUCAGUGUGAGGGCAAAUAAAGGACCUUCCUUAGUACGCGCGAUAGACUGGUGGCAGCCUUGUUGCGGGGAUUCUGCAGAGGUCCACAGCCGUCAGUUGGAGAGAGGAGGAGAGGGGUUGCUUUGCUUGGGUUCUGCUGGUAGAGAUGGUAAAGCAGCAGCAGGACGACCUUCUCCCUUCUGCAUUUCCUCUUGCAGAUUCUAAAUUGCUCUGAAAAUCCUCCAGGUGGCACCUUCCCACCUGGUCCCCUCCCCUAGAGUUUCACCCCAUUUCAGUUCGCUUGGUGGAGCAAUGGAGUGGAGUUCAAGGCUUGGGCGUGGAACUAUAUGGGAUGAGAGUCUGGCCCCCAGGUGGGGGAGGAACUCUGGGGCAGGAGGCGCCCCAAAAAUGAUUGGAGCAUGACGUGUCCUUGUGACUUGCCCCAAUACAUAAUAAACCCAGGAUAAUUUUCCUGUUAACCACCGCUUCCAGCCACCAGUUUUUCAGAUGGACCAGGCCAGACUGAUGCAUGUCUGUCUGUCUACUUCCAGAGCAGGUGCAGCCUGCUCACCUCCAGGGUGCUAGUGAGUCACUCAGCCUCUGGGCUUUCUCCAUGCCAGGCUACAGAUCGUGCUGUUCUUGUUCCAAGUGGAAACAAAAUAUUAAUCUUAUUAUUUUCCCACAAAUGUAAUCAUCCUCCGUUCUCCUUCCUGACCCCUCCCAUACCAAUCAGCUUCAUGAGCCAUCCUGAAAUGGCCUUUUGUAAAUACUCAUUUUAUUCCUGGCCUUGAGUGACUCCAGCCUCCUGGAUAUAUUGUAAUCAGUAGAGCAGAGUACACAGACUUUCAUUUCUUUCUGGGUCCCUUGUUACCAGAGUGGCAUGCAGCUUGCGUCAGUGAAUCGUGGGUGUCAAGUGUUUAGAGAGGGAUGGAGUGAUUAGAAUUAUCCAGGUAUAAUACCAGUGACUUUAAAAGAGGCCCCAGACUUUACUAUGUAAACUUUUUUUUUUUUUUUUGGUAGGUGCAGAUGGCUAGAUAAAAAUGGGAACUUUGUAGCAAAACUCAGGGACCUUAGAGAUCAGUGCUGGAAUUUCUUCUAGAAAAGCCUUAUGCAAGGGAAAUGGGAUUGCUUCUCCCGUGGGAACAUAAGGCGUGUCGGAAGCCCACGUUAAAGGCUGUGGCGCACAGAGACAUGCAAAAGGCAGGCAAGCUUUGAGCCCCUUCAUGUGCUCGGUGGCUGUCAAACAAGGAUUUACAGCCUAGCACACGCUAAUUUACAAUAGAAAUCGUGCAGUUGUCUGCUUCAGAAAAUGAAAUGCUUCUUGUGUUGUGAUGUUCAGGUGACCAUUUUGCUGUGUGUGUUCAGUGCUUUGUCUCUCUUCACAAGUAUUACCGUGGCUGAACUCUGUGUUUACAUGAGCCUGCGUUUCAAGGGAUGUUUGUCCAGGGCUGCUCUGUGCUCUCGGUUACGUCCUGUAAGAUUAAUUCAUAGUGUCGCAGGUUUGUUUUAAUGCAGCCUCUUGACUUGUUGGCCCUGCAGUGUAACUUCCUAAAUCUAUAGAAUGGUAUUUAACAUCGUGAGUAACCUCUCUGCGAAUAUUCCCAGUCACGUUGAGAUUUUGAAGUGCUCUGUGAUUCUUCCUAGCCCCCAAAGCAAGCCAGUAACCGUAGACUGAUGCUCAGGAAAUGAAAAAAUGUCCUACGUAGAUGUUCGUAAAAGUGCUAAAGUCUCCUUGGAGUGUCAGAAGCAGCGGCAUUUGGUGUUGGGUAUGCGACCAAAUAUUGUGGUGUUCAUGAGCUCCGGGGUGGGUGAUCCUUUUCCUGCAGAUUGCAAAUGCAGUAGAUCUGCUGCUUCUGAUCCAUGCCAGUUUUGGUGUGUCCAUGUUGUCGUCAGUUACUUACUACUAAGACUUGUUGUUCAUCAUGCGUUAAUAGGAGAAGUCCGUGCUUCCGUCCUGGGUUAAAAGGCAGAAGCCACGACUAAGUGCAAAUGGGAGAGAUCCCAGAGCAGUCUAAGGAGAACGUGCUUUAGGGUUUGUUUGUUUUUUCCAAUAUUAUUAAGUGGGAACAGCUGAGUAGCACAAGGCAGUAAAGUCCUCUGUGUUCCCCACACCUCCCAGAGUUGCCUCUCUUUGCCCAUGCUAUCUAGCAAACAGCCCAGUUGCCAAGCGUCGCCCACUGUCACAGUCCCCUGCCUCAGCCCUUUCAGGUCAGAGCUGCUUUGUGCCAAGUACACCUCUGGGGAAUACCCUAGUCACUGCUCUCUUGCGAGGCUCCCGAGACUCCCCUCCUCUGUGGAAUGCGGGAGAGCUGAGGCACUCAGGCUCCCGGAAAGCUUGACAAAUGGCGGAUGCUUCCCAAUAACCUCUCCCCCCCACCUCCUCUCCGAGACACCCAAGGAUGGAGUAAGAGGGGAGUUGUGCCAGCCUUGCAGGGUCCUUGUCCCCACUUGGAAAAGAGGCAGACAUCUGGGAUCCAGUGGCCAUCCAUGACAGGUGACCAGCCUGACUCAUAGGGCUGUAUCUCCUCUCCUGGGCCUGUCCAGCAUAUGGACGUAAAGGUCAGCUCCUUGCUUGCUGUUGGAUUGGGAGCAGCCACAGAGACACACACACCCCCCGCUCAGGGUCUCCGGAGUGCUCUGCUGGGAGAGAGGCUUGGUUCCCUGCGGAAGUUAAGUUAGGAGACCACUGUCUGUGGAGCAGCCAGCUGGAUUGGAGGGAGAUCUUGACUCCAUUAGCCAGGGCCAGCGAAGCACUCAAGCCAUAUGCAAAACUUUAAUCAUGUGACUAGACCUAAUGACAUCACGUGAUCAAAGUUGCACACAUAGGUAUGUAAGCACUAGGCUGGCUCAGGGCCCCCAGCCCAGAUGACCUUUCCCAUCAGUUGUUUUAGUUUAUUAACUUUACCCCCUUUCUUCUCCCAAGCUGCGUCUUCGGGGGUAACCUCCUGCCCCUCAGCACCAUGCAAGGUCAUGUUGGCGCGAUGAGGAUUUUAAUGUCGUGAGAUUCAUCUCCAUAGCAAGGAGCUGCUGAGUCAAACCCUCCCUGUAAUUAUCGGCCUUGGGAGCUGCAGCACCUGUUUAAACAAGGCUUCAGAAAUGAGCUUUGCUAUGUAGUUUUUCCUUCCCCAGCGCCACCCUCCAGAUCCAGGUAGAAAUGCGUUGACUUUGGUGUGUGUCAGUGUCUCUGGCAUAGGCUGAGCCUUGCGUUUCUGAGCCAGAGUAAAUACAGUGAUGAGUGGGGGGUUGGGGCAGCGAUGAGACCCAUUUUAAAAUCCCCUCUGUGCCGCAUGGAGAAAGGGCUUUGGCAAAGUCCGUUUCAGGUUUGUGCUGCUCAAGCUGUGGAGGCUGGUUUUAGAUUUCACCUUGGAGAUGCAGUAGAAGUGAUGAAGGCCCUCAUCUUCACUAGCGUGUCAGGAAAAGUAACCCCCAGCCGAGAUGACCAGCACCCCAAGACAGCGCUCAGCCUGCGAGAGAGAGUUUGACAAAUUGGCCUGUUUUUCCCCUUUGAGAUCUCUCGAGACACACGAGGAAUGAUUGCAAACCGCCAAGGUGAAUGAGAAGGGUUCGAUCUGUACAAAUACAUGGGGCUUGAGCCCCUCGCUCUGAAGUGUGCAGCAUUGCCAAGCAUCUCAAUUGUACACAUUACUUUUGGUACCUAACCCCCAGGCGGACUCCUGUGGGACGUACUUAUCCGUAAUUGUGCAAAUGUGGUACUGAACUUGGGGGAAAGCCAGGCCCAAGAGAACUGGGAGCACACACUCUGCUCUGUCCUAAUUCCCAAAGGGGGGAUGAAUUUGAAUGUUGCAUCACCUAACUAAAAUUCAGUGGUUGUCGCUUUCCUAAGGAUUGCUGGUAUGGGAUGUAUUAGCCUAGAAUUGUGUUGUUUGGGGAGAAAUUGCUCCUCUAGGAAUGUAGCCUGCACUUAGAAUUUUAUUCUGCUUAUUGAUGGGUUGAUGGACAUAGGGGCAGCUGCAGCAGUGAACUCUCCACCCUUGGCUGGUAGCUGAUGAUCGUCAAAGUGUAGCAUACAGUAUGUCUGAUCUCAAUCUCUCUCUCUGUCAUUUUUUCUUUCCUGAAUUCUGCUGUUUUCUUCCAACACUAGAAAAGUUUAGCAGUGAAAACAUGUUAUUUGCACGUGUAUUUUUUCUAAAAAAUAUAAAAUUUAAAAAAAACCCAACGCAAAUGCAAAGAAAAUGUUUAAAUGUAUUGCCCCACGUUACAGAAUGUUUGCUUCCAUUGGGGUUUCAAAUGCUGUAUUUUACUCUUUGUAUAAAUAUAAUUAUAUAUAUA
Mauremys reevesii (Reeves's turtle) is the source of this 7050-nucleotide messenger RNA. Its product is annotated as KIAA0513 ortholog. The transcript is spliced from 13 exons. The record is from RefSeq and is a predicted model, not a curated record. The coding region runs from base 398 to 1657 and encodes 419 amino acids. NCBI's taxonomy places the organism in Eukaryota, Metazoa, Chordata, Testudines, Geoemydidae.